Scomber scombrus (Atlantic mackerel) is the source of this 8196-nucleotide messenger RNA. It is a transcript of the gene pank1a, whose product is annotated as pantothenate kinase 1a. Gene Ontology annotation, biological process: coenzyme A biosynthetic process. The transcript has 8 exons. Gene Ontology annotation, cellular component: cytosol; nucleus. The record is from RefSeq and is a predicted model, not a curated record. Gene Ontology annotation, molecular function: pantothenate kinase activity; ATP binding. NCBI's taxonomy places the organism in Eukaryota, Metazoa, Chordata, Actinopteri, Scombriformes, Scombridae. Bases 484 to 1839 code for a protein of 451 amino acids.
UUGUUUUGUUUGCACUUAAAGGCGAGCCAUUUUCAUACAUGCCUUUUUGUUCUGUGUAGUAGUAUAUAGAAUUGCGAGGACUGCAAAAGAGGAGAGAAAACCGGUCGGAGGAGGUGAACGGGUUUGUAGCUCUGGUUAGAGGAGCUGGUGUGACGUAGCAGACACACACACACACACAGAGAGAGGGAGAUACACACAUACACACACCGGCCGCUGCUGCGCCUGCCAGGAUCUGAAUGUGGGGAAAUGACCGAGAGUGACCUCAAAGGAAACACUCUAUUUUAGCGUUUGUUCGCUCGAGUAAAAUAUAGGUAACGAUUAAGAGAAAGGCAGGCUAACAUUGCCCCGGUUUGUCGUUGUAAGCAGUCGGGGGUUCUUUCUGGGAUUUUUUUCCUUUUUUUUUUUUUCUUUAUUGCCCCUGCAGAUGCUAAGCUAAGCUAAAGCUAAAGGCUAAAGCUAAAAAGGGUAGCUGCUGCUGCUGCCAUGGAUAAAGCCAAGUCGAUGAUGGACAAGAAGGGAGCGUCGGGACCCUUUCACAUCAACAACGGGCAGAGUCAGAGGGGCUUUCACGGUCCCACGGUGGUCGUGGCGGCGGCUAACGGGGGCUGUUGCAGCGGCAGCAACGGGGGUACUUUAGAAAACCUGCACCACCUGCACCGUGGGGACGAUGCGGAGUGCAACGGGUCCCCGGCCAAGCGGUGCAGGCUACGGAGGAGGACGGAGUCGGUGAGACGGAACAGACCCCCAUUUCCCUGGUUUGGUAUGGACAUCGGUGGUACUUUGGUUAAGCUGGUGUACUUUGAGCCAGUCGAUAUCACCGCAGAGGAAGAACAGGAGGAAGUGGAGAACCUGAAGUCCAUCCGCCGCUACCUCACUUCAAAUGUGGCCUAUGGUAAAACAGGCGUCCGUGACGUCCACCUGGAGCUGAGGAACCUGACCAUGUGUGGCCGGACAGGAAACCUGCACUUCAUCCGCUUCCCAACACAGGCCAUGCCCCGCUUCAUCCAGAUGGGACGUGACAAGAACUUCUCCAGCCUGCACACGACACUCUGCGCCACCGGCGGCGGGGCGUACAAGUUUGAGAACGACUUCCGAACAAUGGCCGACCUGGAGCUGCUGAAACUGGACGAGCUGGACUGUUUGAUCCGUGGCCUGCUGUUCGUUGACCGGGUGAGCUUCAACGGUCACCCAGAGUGCUACUAUUUCCAGAACCCAUCAGACACCCAGAGCUGCGUGAAGAAGCCCUGCACGCUGGACAACCCCUUCCCCAUGCUGCUGGUCAACAUCGGUUCUGGGGUCUCCAUACUGGCCGUGUAUUCGGAGAACAACUACAAACGGGUGACUGGGACCAGUCUCGGGGGUGGGACAUUCCUGGGACUUUGCUGCCUGCUGACGGGCUGCGAGACGUUUGAGGAGGCAUUGGAAAUGGCCAGCAAGGGCGACUCUACCAACGUGGACAAACUGGUGAAGGACAUCUAUGGCGGAGAUUAUGAGCGCUUUGGCCUUCAGGGCUCUGCUGUCGCAUCCAGUUUUGGUCACAUGAUGAGCAAAGAGAAGCGAGACAGCAUCAGUAAGGAAGACCUGGCCAGAGCUACACUGGUCACCAUCACUAAUAACAUAGGAUCCAUAGCACGCAUGUGUGCUGUCAACGAGAAAAUCGAGCGUGUCGUGUUUGUUGGGAACUUCCUUCGAAUCAACACAGUGUCUACAAAACUGCUAGCCUACGCCAUGGACUUCUGGUCUAAAGGACAACUAAGAGCUCUCUUCCUGGAACAUGAGGGUUAUUUUGGAGCUGUGGGUGCGCUGAUGGAGCUGCUCAAGACAACAGAGGACCCGUGAGGGACACUCUGUCGUGACAUCAUCAGCCCUCAACAACACGAUGUCAUCCAUCCCUUAUCGCUGUGAUGUCAUCAACUCUCAAAGCUGUGACGUCAUCAACUUCAGACGCUGCUGAAAGGUCCCGUUCACAGAGGCCCCUAAAAGGAACACUAAGAGAGAGACACAGAAACUGGGAAAAGCCAUUUUAAUAAUUUAACACUUGUAAAUAAUGAUAACCUCUAACAUCUAUCUCCUAAAUUUCCCAAACAGAGUCCCCCUAUCAUAGAGGUUUUAAUAUUGUAAUCAUUAAUUUAUGGUUUCCUGUAAUCAACUCUGUUGAUUCCUGUGAUCAGUCUUGUGUCAGGAGGCACAGAGAAACAGAGUAUUUUAGUGUUUUUUGUUACUGUGUGUGUUUGCGUGAAAAGCUACUGUAGCAUUACGUCCUGGAGGCUGUGGCACACCAGGCGACUAUUUGUGCAAUGGUCCUUUUAAGAUAGGAUGUCUGCAACAGACAUUAUGUUACUCUUCAGUGAGUAAUUGGACAUUUUUACCACCAGGGACUCAAGGAAAAGUCUCUUCUGCGGCCAGAAAAACAUCAGCUGUAAAACCAUCGAGGCCACAGCUCGUGGUCAGACUGCGGCUGGUCAGCGACGUGCUGCUCAUGUUGCCUCUAUUUGCACAAAAAGUUGCCCACCAUGCUACAGUCUUCUGAGGAGUGCACUGAAGCCAAAUCCUGUUGAGAUUCAUACAACACCUGCCUCCUUCAGCUCAGAUAGGAAGCAGGAAACGGUCUUUAUUCUUUCUGUUGCUCCACUGCACAUGGCCUUUGCUUUUUUUUCUUUUCUUUUUUUUUCUUUGUCUCUUCUCCGACUGCCUACAUGUAAAACAGCAUUGUCAACACCGUAUUGCCAUGCAUGCGUAACUAACCCGCUGAGUUUAGUGUUAGAUGACGGGACCAAGACACUGUCUUCCAACAGAUAGCGCUACAGCUGUGUCUGCGUCGUUAAUUUGUGUCCACUAGCGUCAAACACAGUCAGUCCAGCUCAGCAACCUGUGUCUGUGAUAUGUGAGGUACUGUGGGAUCUUCUUCUUGUCUUCUCUGUCCAGCUCAAGGACGCUUCUGCAAGAUUGAGGUCCACAUCCUCCGGCUUCGUUGCCACUCUUCUGCCUUGUUUGGGUGUUUUUAAUGUGAUUUAAUUAAGUGUUAAUUUUCUCCAUGUGAAUCCUGGCAUAAAAAAAGGUUCAGCACCCCCUGUUGUAUAUGCAGAUGCAGCAGAGUCCGAGCCACCUUUUUUGGAGACAAUGGGGACCAAGACAGUUUUUGCAAAGAGUCGCCCUUCAUGCAAAUUACAAAUAAUGCAAAUUGGCUAGCAGCAGAUAAACUAGAUUAGACUGUGUGAUUACUGUCUUAUGUUGCAGAUAUUGUGUAUAACAGCCUGUGAUUUAUUCUCAAAGUGCUAAGUGGGUACAUUAAGUUUCAUCCUCUCCACUUUUCACUCGCAGACAAUGAGAAAAACAAUCAUCUUUCAAUUUGCAUGCUGCUGUUUGAGAACAGUGAGUCAGGGCACCUUUUACGUGCCCAAACUGCCUUUUCUGUCCUGAUCUGACACUGCACCCUAGAAGAGAUUUAAGCAAUUUAAUUUCAAACUCUGUAUUUACAGUAUACUUGAAAAUGCUGAACGUGGUGACGACACGGCCUGAGAUUCUAGGAUGGAAAACAUCGCUCGCCUGAAAUGCCUGUGAUAAUAAUAUUCUGAGGGCAGGAAGUUUAAAAGGAAUCUCACAAUCUGCAAUUAUGUUAAGUUACAUGCACACCUCAUUGUAAAGCAACGGUUGCUGCAAUUUACUCUGCAUGACAAUAACAGCUGUAAAGAGGAAUUGCUCCUUCUAGACCUCUAGAUUAGAACAGUUAAGGAUAAACAUGGACCAUAAGUACAGCCGAGGUUCCUUUUAAUGUCAAGGAAAUGCCCCCUUCAGGCCCCCACUCCCCAAACUGCCUGGACCUUCUCAGCCUUUCAUCUCUGUUUAAUUGUGUAAGCAGCUGUACCGUAAAGCUGGGCGGUGCAGUCUCUUCUGUCCACUGCUUUAUACAGAAUAUUUAGCACCACUGUGUACAUGCCUUUACUCUCUCCAGCAGAGAAACUGUCCGCCCCCCCCCCCCCCCUUUUUUUUUUUUUUUGGAAUCCCUCUUCGUGUAAUCACCUCCAUCUCUCAGUUUUUGUUUUACACUAUUUAUUGUUAAAUACCUCCAAACUAUCACUACAAACACUUUUUGGGGCAGUUAGUUUUAUUUGUCUCUGAGCCUGAGUUCACCACUUUAACAAGAUAUUUUAAUUUCUUCUUUAAUAUUGAGCAUUUUACUUUGCUAGUUGAACUUGAAGUUAUCGCCUCUUCAUCAUCUAAGUACACUGACUCCGACUAAUAUGUUUGCUGCUAUGCAGUCCUGUUUUUGUUUAGUUUUUUCAGUACAAAGACACAUUAGGCAGUUGGAUUAUAGGCAGGAAGUUGUUAUUUCAAGUUGAUGUUAUCAUCCACAGCUACUCACAAUACCUUAACAUUUAAAAACAUUUAAAGUUUUGCUGUGAAAUUCAGUAUUUGUCAUUUGAAGCAACUGUGUUCGUAAAUUCAGGAUUUAACAGGUUAAAUUAGGGUAGAUAUGUCAGAUGAGGGUUAUUAUAAUAGACUCACAAAGUCUUUCUCAUAAUCCCUCUUUUACAGAGUGGAUCCACUCUGUAGCUCCUAAAUACUUUAAGUCUUGUUCCUACUGUGGAUAUAUUGUGUGUAACAGAUUUCAUUAAUUACCUAUUGGCUGAACUAAUUCGAAUGUCAACACUUAUGCAAGUCUUCAGACUAAAACUGUGGUGAAAGACUAUUUGACAUUUGGCAACCUUUCAUCUGAGAUCAUGAAUCAUCAACUUGUUCGAUCCAGCCUGUUUUCAGCUCCAGUGACGCAGCAGAUGUUCUUUUCUGGUGCUCUCCACUUUUUUUUUUUUCUGCCUUGGUUCGACUCAUGUUUGGAUGAGUACAGUGGCCUCAACCUAACAGGUGCCACUCAGCUUUAAAAAAUCAGACUGGUGUUUUUCUUUUUUCUUGUGCCGACCCUCCUCCUCCUAAUCUGAAAACUCUCAUCAGCUGCCUUCACUUAGCCUGGUUACACCACAUUUGUGCCCUUCCUUCACCUUUCCUGUGUGGUUAACUUUUUAUUUCUUAACCUGCUGAACUUCACCUCGGUGUUCUUGUAAUCUUGAGCAUGUUCGAUUUUUCACUCUUUGUUUCCUGAGUUAGUUUUUUUGUUUGUUUCUUUUAUGCUAAUGUAACAGAACGAGUGCAUGUUAACACACAUUUACAGUUUGGAUAGCAGAGUGUCCACAACUCUCUGGCUAGUCCUAAAUGUUUCUGAAAUGAUUACAUUUUGGUACUAAAAGUUGAUCAUUUUGAAAAGUCUUGAGGUAUCACUUUUCAUGAACAAUGAGAACUGGAUUUUUUUUUUCUUUCCCUGAAAUGCAUUAUUUUGGGCAACAGUUUGGUUUGGGAACAUUUUUAAAAAUACAUGUCCGUUUAAAGUAUUUCUAUCCUGUUUUUUUGAUUUUGUAAAAUAUUUUUCUGGCCAGUAAUAAGAAAUAAUAAUGUGAGUUAGAGUUAGUCCCCCCCCCCCCCCCCCCCCCUUACAUGUUUUGAGAAUACUGUUGUACUGAUUUUCUUUAAUGGUUUGAUUGACUUUAGUUGGCCUAAAAGAACCAAUGUGAUCGUCCCCAGAAAUGUAAAAUCCCUGCUAUGAUGCUCUGUCCCGCUCGUUAAACAUGUUGUGUGGUGUGUGCUGCACUUAUAAAAGCGAUCAGAGUUUAAAAUGCAAGCUGUACAUUUUAAACACGUCAUCACUGUCCUGCAGAGCCUCUCAUCUCAAAACAAGGGACGGCAAUGAUUUGAACAUUUUCAACUCUUUUAUCAUUUGAUGCACUGUUUUAUUGGGAAUAGAUGUAAAUAUAGAUAGAAAAUAUGAGAUGAUUUGUGGUCUCUGCAGAAUAUGGAUGACAUGCGCUAAAAGUUGUUCUUUUUAAAAUGUGUGUUCCUUUUCUUCUUUCUUUUUUUAUUGUAUAUAUUUGUGGAGAUAAUAUAUAUUCCUAAAUCGAGCUCACUUGCCAGAAUUAGCUAAUCUAGGCCAGCAUUAUUCAAAAGUUUCCAAUCCAGUGUUACAAACUGUCACGCGAGUAUCAGGACUUCAAAUAAUUUGAGUAUUUUGGACCUAACUAAUCUACUCUACUGCUGCAGUUUCUGUUUGUUUGACUUUCAGAAUCAAUCACACUUCAUGGUAUUAAAAUGAUCAGCUUCAGCUCUAAUGAAACCCAUCAAACCCUAAAACAGUAUCACAUCCUGGACUGUAGUCGACUUUAUUGUUAAAAGCUUUAAUAGUGUUUAAAGCAAAUUUCUGUAACUACAUCUCAGUUUGAAGGCAAGAAUUCAGUCGUUAAAGUAUUUUAGCUUCCAAGCAAGUGAUUUUUACUGUAAUCAUGAGUGAACAACGUGGCUGCUUGUCUGCUUUGAUAACAGUUUUUAGGGUUUUGGGUUGAUGGACCAUCUGUACUCGGAUCCAUAUGUUUUGCACCGUACUUGUAAAGAAAGCUUUGGCUAUAAAAGCAUCUACCGAACGGCAAAUGUUGUGUCACCCAUAGUGAAAUCUAAGCAACGGGCUAUGCAGUAAUUCAUCCAUUUAUGUUUUUGUCCCUUUUUAACAAACCUCUCCAAAACCUACCAGAGCUGAUUUGACUUGUUUGUAAAUGUUUAAGAAAAAGGAUAAUAAUAUGCAACCUUGUUAAGUUUUCCCCUCUGAGAAAUCCUGUUUUUGAAUCUUGAUGGAGAAAGUUCAGUCCUGCUGAUUCAAGUCGUUAACACUAUUAAAGGCGGAUGCUCAUAACAGGAUGUUUUAGACCUAAUUAAGAACCAGAAAUGGAGAACGAAGCAUUUUUUAUUAUUGUGAUCUGUGUGAACUAAUCAUACUAAACAGGACAUGGUCACACUUGCCUAUAGUUACUUUUGAAUAGCAGACUCCUUCAGGUUAUGCUUCUUGUCGCUUGAUUAAUCCAGGUUGAGUAUGUUUAAACUUCAUUCUCAUGUGGUUUUUUUUAUAUCUAUGUGUUUAAAAAAACCUAAAUAUCCAAUAGGUUGUUCUCUGUGACAAUGUUCAUUUUUAUUUCCUGAACAUUUUUUCUUCAGGAUGGCCAAAAAAUCUUCUAUCUUGUGACAAUUGAAACCUCAUGUAGCGCAUUAGUCCCAAUGACAUAAUGUUGUUCCUUGUGCCCUUGUGACCUUUUUGCUUGUCUAAUCUUUUUCAACCCAUUUUGCUUAAAUCGUUCGGCAUUUCUUCAGAGGUUCUUAAUCUUGUCAAACAUCCUGUUGGGAGGGGGGGGGGGCAACAACAACAAAAAACGAAACACACACAUCCAGCCUCGAAAAAACUGUCUUCUGGUAUUGCUUGACGGGCAGGAAAGACCUUUUCACCCUUGUGUAUUAUUUGAUUGUACAGAGAUUUUGUAAAUACUAUUAAUAUGAUAUAUUCUACACCAGCAAUCUGUCUGUUGAUAAAGUUGUUUCAGCUGUUCAGGGCCAGGUUUCCCAAAAAAAGAAAAAAAACAAGGCUCGGCACCUCAUUUAUUACAAUUCCAAAGCAGACAGAAAAUGCAUCGAAAUAAGCCGCCACCCCCCUCCCCCCACCACCACCACCACCACCUUAACAAAUGAUAAGUAGUAUUAGUAAUGCUUGUGUUAACCUAUUUGUGGUGUCAUAUUGGUGAGACUUCAUUAGAGCUAGAUACUUUUUUAUGUGAUUGUGUAAACUUUCUGCUAUUCAUGGUAACGUGUGUUAAAUCCACCAAUCUAAUGAUUUAAUAUUACAUGCAUUACCUACUUUAAUAUCAUUCCCCCUAGUCCAUUUGACUUUAAUUCAAAAAUACCUAUCGUAAAUAACUCCUUUGAAUUUUAAAAGACGAUUUAAAACUGAAUUUAAAGUCCUUUUUUUAAGGGGAAAUGUAGUCCGAUCAGAGCUUUCCUUGACACUCUUAAAGUGUUGAACUUGGUUUGAUGCUCUCGGUCGCUUCAGUCCAGGUCCCCGUUUUCUGUCUGCUGGAUUUCAGUGCCGGGUGGUUCACUUCAGCUCCUCUGUGAUCUGGAUCUGGAUCUGGGUGUGAAAGUUUUGGGAAGCCCAGUGCUGGUUGUUGGCGUCAGUUCUGCUGCUGCUUUUAACUCCGGCUUGAAAAAAGAAAGGGUUAACAAACAAAAAAAAGAAUCUAAAAAGGAAAAGGCUCUCUGCCUUGUGCAAUGUGUAUGUACUGAAGUGAAGAGUUUUGGUUUUUUUUUCUAAAAAGGAAUAAAACUAAAACUGGA